Helicoverpa zea (corn earworm) is the source of this 1979-nucleotide messenger RNA. Its product is annotated as succinate dehydrogenase [ubiquinone] flavoprotein subunit, mitochondrial-like. Lineage: Eukaryota; Metazoa; Arthropoda; Insecta; Lepidoptera; Noctuidae. The record is from RefSeq and is a predicted model, not a curated record. The transcript is spliced from 13 exons. Gene Ontology annotation, biological process: tricarboxylic acid cycle; mitochondrial electron transport, succinate to ubiquinone. Bases 1 to 1923 code for a protein of 640 amino acids. Gene Ontology annotation, molecular function: succinate dehydrogenase (quinone) activity; flavin adenine dinucleotide binding; electron transfer activity.
AUGAUAACUUUUUUUGUAAAGAAGCAGGCCGGUUGGCUGACAAGGCGUUUGCGUGCCCAAUUGGUGUCGAAGAAUAGCAUCCGUCAUGCCUCGUUUACUGUCCAUCAUCACUGCCAUGACUGCGUGGUCAUCGGCGCUGGUGGGGCCGGGCUCAGGGCUGCCAUCGGCUUUGCUGAAGCUAAAUUCUCAGUAGCUAUGGUUUCCAAGCUGUUCCCCACUCGUUCUCACACAAUUGCUGCUCAGGGCGGCAUGAAUGCUGCUCUUGGGAGCAUGCACGCGGACGAUUGGAAAUAUCAUUUCUAUGAUACUGUCAAAGGAUCGGAUUGGCUCGGUGAUCAGGAUUCCAUACACUACCUAACUCGUGAGGCUCCUGUCUGUGUGCUAGAACUGGAGAACAUGGGCAUGCCGUUUUCAAGGACAAAAGAAGGGAAAAUAUACCAGAGACCCUUCGGUGGAGGAACCGUGAAUUUUGGCAAGUCUGUAGCCAAAAGGACGUGUGCUGUUGCUGACCGCACCGGUCACGCCCUACUUCACACGUUGUAUGGAUACUAUACAAAGUUUAAGAAUAUCGAUACUUUCACAGAGUUCUUUGUGCUAGAUUUGUUGGUGCAGGAUGGGGAAGUUGUUGGGUGUCUGGCUUUAGACAUGGAUGAUGGAAGCAUUCACAGAUUCCAAGCCAAGCACACAGUAAUGUCAACUGGAGGUUACCCGAGGAUGUACUUCUCGUGCACAGCCGCGCACACUUGUACUGGUGACGGAACCGCUAUGGCCUCGCGGGCUGGUAUUCCGCUGCAGGAUAUGGAGUUCAUUCAGUUCCACCCCACUGGUAUGUAUGGUUCAGGUUGCCUAAUGACGGAAGGUGCUCGUGGUGAAGGUGGAUAUCUGGUGAACAGCGAAGGCAAGCGCUUUAUGGAGAAGUAUGCUCCCAAAGCUAAGGACUUGGCUAGUCGUGACGUCGUAUCUAGAUCAAUGGCCACUGAAAUACGACAAGGUCGAGGAGUUGGACCGAAAAAAGACCACGUGCACUUACAAUUGCACCAUCUCCCCGCUGAGACGUUGAAAGAGAAGCUUCCAGGGAUCUCGGAGUCUGCCUUUACCUUCACGGGUGCUGACGUGUUCACCCAACCUGUACCAGUCAUACCCACCGUCCAUUACACCAUGGGCGGUAUACCCAUCAACUACAAGGGAGAGGCGCUAGUCCACCAAAAUGGCAAGGAUUGUAUUGUACCUGGACUGUACGCAGCUGGUGAGGUAGUCAGCAAUGCGCACGGUGCCAACAGGCUUGGAGCCAAUUCUAUCCUCGAUGUUGUAGUCUUCGGGAAAUCAAUAGCUUUAACUGUAGCAAAGAACUUUAAGCCAGGAGAAAAACAAGUUGCUUUAAAAGACAAUAUCUGCGAAGCGACACUUGAUAAUUUAGAAAAGGUCAAAAAUGCGUGUGGCUGUGCUGCACCACAUGAACUAAGGGAAGCAAUGAGACACAGUAUGCAGGGUAAAUGUGGAGUAUUCAGAGAUGCCAAGCUGCUUAACGAAGCUGACCUGGAAAUUCAGAAAUGGUACAGAGCUUUCGAAGACAUUAAGGUGACAGACAAGCGAAGUAACUGGAAUACUGAUCUGAUCGAAGCUCUGGAGUUGCAAAACAUGCUCCAAUGUGCUGUUCAGGUAGUUGCCUGCGCUAAAAAUAGAACUGAGAGCAGAGGUGCUCACUUCAGGGAUGAUUGCCCGAAGAGACUUGACGAAUUCGACUACAGCAGAUCCACUGAGGGACAGAAAAAGAAGUCCUUUACAGAACACUGGAGAAAACACUCGAUGUCCACGUUGGACCUUUGCUCUGGCAAAGUAACAAUUUCAUACAGACCAGUGAUUGACAAAACGUUGGACGAUAGAGAAGUGAAAUGGAUCCCUCCCGUACCCAGGGUCUACUAAAUUUGUUAUCGGUUAAAAUAAUAUUUUGAUGGAAUAGACGUAUUUAUUUUUAAUAC